Rhagoletis zephyria (snowberry fruit fly) is the source of this 1533-nucleotide messenger RNA. Its product is annotated as pyruvate kinase-like. Gene Ontology annotation, molecular function: magnesium ion binding; pyruvate kinase activity; potassium ion binding. Gene Ontology annotation, biological process: glycolytic process. The record is from RefSeq and is a predicted model, not a curated record. NCBI's taxonomy places the organism in Eukaryota, Metazoa, Arthropoda, Insecta, Diptera, Tephritidae.
AUGUCCGAUUCUUCUUCAAGUCUCCUCCCGCCGCGCAUUCCCAAGCACCGGCGGGAAUCGGUGGCGGCGAACACGCUGGACCACCUCAGUCUGCUGGACAUUGACACUGAGGUCGCUUUUGAGCGACUGACCGGCAUCAUCUGCACCAUUGGGCCGGCCUCUCGCGAUGUGCCCACGCUGAUCAACAUGAUCAACUGCGGCAUGAACAUUGCCCGGCUGAACUUUAGUCAUGGAACGCAUGAGUACCACAAGGAGACCAUUGCCAACAUUCACCGAGCCGUGGAUGUGGUCAGCGAGCAGCAGGGCAUGCAGAACUGGCCAGUGGCCAUCGCCCUAGAUACCAAAGGACCGGAAAUUCGCACCGGUGUUCUCGAGAGUGGGCGAACAGCGACUGUUGACCUGAAGAAGGGCGACCCGAUUCUGCUGACCACCAACGAGGACUUCAAAGAGCGCUGCACCGCCAAAGUCCUCUACGUCGACUAUGCGAACAUCGUCAAGGUGGUGAAAGUCGGCUCACAGGUUUUCAUCGAUGACGGCCUCAUCUCGGUGAAGGUGCGCGCCAUUGAAGGCGACACGCUGCAGUGUGAGGUGGAAAACGGCGGCUCGGUGGGCUCAAACAAGGGCGUCAACUUGCCCGGCACGGCGGUGGAUCUGCCGGCACUUUCCGAAAAGGACAAGUCCGACCUACUUUUCGGCAUCGCCGAGGGCGUCGACAUGGUUUUUGCUAGCUUUAUCCGCAACGGUGCCGCCGUGCAGGAGAUUCGCCAGUUGCUCGCCGACAACGGCGACCCCUCCAUCAAGAUCAUCUCAAAGGUGGAGAACCACGAGGGCGUGAAGAACAUCGACGAGAUCAUUCGCGAGUCAGACGGCAUCAUGGUGGCCAGAGGCGACCUGGGCAUUGAGAUUGCCCCGCAGAAGGUGCUCCUGGCGCAGAAGAUGAUGAUCGCCAAGUGCAACAUGGCGGGAAAGCCGGUGAUCUGCGCCACGCACAUGCUCGAAUCGAUGUGCCUCAAACCGCGGCCGACCAGGGCAGAGGUGAGCGACGUGGCUAAUGCCAUUCUCGACGGCAGCGACUGUGUCAUGCUCAGCGGAGAGACGGCCAAAGGCGAGUACCCAAUCGAGUCUGUGAAGAUGAUGAGCGCCAUCAGUCUGGAGGCAGAGGCGGCCAUUCACUCGAGGAAUCUGUUCAUCGAGCUGACCACAAAGGCGACAGUCCCGGUGGACCCAACCACUGCCACCUGCAUCGCCGCGGUGAACGCCUCGCUGAAGUGCGCCGCCGCUGCGAUCAUCGUCCUGACGACCACUGGCAAGUCGGCGCACAUCACCGCCCGCUUCCGACCUCGCUGUCCGAUCAUCGCCGUCUCCCGCUACACCAAGGCCACCCGACAGGCGCACCUGCACCGAGGCAUUCUGCCCAUCUGGUACCCCCACGGGGCGCAGUCUGACUGGACGGCGGACAUUGACGUGCGAGUUAACUUUGCGCUCGACUUUGGCCGUCGUCGAGGCUUCAUCAAGGCGGGCGAUCCGGUGGUG